ACCCACAACUAGCUAUCUGCCAUUGAUCAUCACAAUGGCCAAGCACUUAGCUCUCGCUUUCUCUCUUUGCUUACUUGUUCUCUUCCACGGCUGCUUAGCCAGUCGGCGACAAACUCAGUUCAGCCAGCAAAAUGAGUGCAUGCUGAACCGGAUCCAAGCCCGCGAGCCCGACAACCGCAUUGAGACUGAAGCAGGUCGGAUCGAGUCCUGGGACUACAACCAGGAUGACUUCCAGUGCGCUGGCGUCGCCGUUCAGAAGAUCACCAUUGAGAACAACGGCCUCCACCUGCCUUCUUACGUUAACACUCCACGACUCGUUUACGUCGUCCGAGGUAUGGGUCAUCUAGGAAUGGUUCUCCCCGGCUGUCCCGAGACUUUCGAAGAAACCGAACAAUCUGUUGAAGAGCAACGACAAUCUCAAGGCCAACAAGGCCGCCGGCAACAGAUUAUACGCCGAGAGGGACAAAUGGGCCAGCAAGGCCAGCAAGAGAGCUAUGAUCAGCUCGACCGUCACCAGAAGGUCCGACGCGUCAGGGAAGGUGAUGUUAUCGCCAUUCCUGCUGGUGUCACCUGCUGGAGUUACAACGACGCUAACGAACCUCUUGUUUUCGUCAGUCUUCUUGACAUGAGCAACCAGCACAACCAGCUGGACCGAAUCCCAAGGAGAUUCUACCUUGCUGGUAACCCACAAGAUGAGUUCACCCAACAAGGCCAAAGCCCACGGAUCCGGAGACAACAAGGAAAGAGCAGGCACCAAAUGCAGGGGAACUACAACAACGUCUUCUCCGGCUUCGACACACAGCUCCUCGCCGACGCUCUUAACAUCGACCAACAGACCGCCCAGCAGCUCCAGGGAAUGAACGACAACAGGCCACAGAUUGUUAGGGUACAGGGACGCCUCGACUUCAUCCAGCCCCCAGAGUCAAUGAGGGAGGAAAGGCAAAUCCAAGGAACACAAAUGCAGGGACAACAAGGACAAUAUGAAGAGAACGGCAUGGAGGAGCUCUUCUGCCACAUGAAGAUGAGACAAAACAUCGGAAGGCCUACAAUGGCCGACGUCUUCAGCCCGCAAGCCGGUCGCAUCAGCACCCUCAACGCCUUCACCAUGCCUAUUCUCAGGCGCCUCCGUCUCAGCGCUGAGAGAGGCUUCUUCUACAACAACGCUAUCUACAGCCCACACUGGAACUUGAACGCCCAUGAAGUAUACUACGUCAUCAGGGGCAGCGCUAGGGUUCAGGUGGUGAACGACAAUGGCGACUGCAUCUUGGACGACCAGGUCCGCCAGGGACAGCUCUUCAUCGUGCCGCAAAACCACGCCGUGUUGCAAAAGGCCAUGAGCAAUGGAUACGAGUACAUUGCCUUUAAGACCCAAGACAAUGCCAUGAUCAACACCAUGGCUGGUAGGACCUCCGUCCUGCGAUCACUCCCCGACGUGGUCCUCGCCAACGCUUACCAGAUGGACCGUCAGCAGGCUAGGAACCUCAAGUACAACAGGCAGGAGAUCGUUGCCUUGAGCUCCUCAAGGUCGGCUGCCAUGCCCCAGAAGAGCUGAUGGGCUAUUGCUUAAAUCAUUGUGAUGAUCGAAAUGUAAAAAUAUGAUGCGGCACGUAGUGUUUUGGCACUAAGCUAGCUUAAGGGGUAGAGAAUGAAUAAAGGUAGUCCUGUAUGGCUCUCUUGUAGUACGAGAGGUCUAACGCACUAAGACAAUAACUAGCUACUACGUACUAUAUAUGCACUUGUAAUCGUAUGGCUUAUAAUGAAAUUUCCUUCUUCUUCUACUUCC
Molecule: messenger RNA, 1783 nt
Organism: Fragaria vesca subsp. vesca
Lineage: Eukaryota; Viridiplantae; Streptophyta; Magnoliopsida; Rosales; Rosaceae
Product: glycinin G4-like
Exons: 4
Coding region: 35-1552 (505 amino acids)
Molecular function (GO): nutrient reservoir activity
Source: RefSeq, a predicted model, not a curated record